Molecule: messenger RNA, 2205 nt
Organism: Epithele typhae
Lineage: Eukaryota; Fungi; Basidiomycota; Agaricomycetes; Polyporales; Epitheliaceae
Exons: 12
Coding region: 1-2205 (734 amino acids)
Biological process (GO): endosomal transport; endocytosis; plasma membrane tubulation
Cellular component (GO): cytoplasmic vesicle; plasma membrane
Molecular function (GO): phosphatidylinositol binding
Source: RefSeq, a predicted model, not a curated record
AUGGUCGACUUCGUUGGGUCUCCGGGCAAAGGCCUCCUCCAGGUGCCCAACGCAGCCUCCCUCCCGCGCUCCGGCGAUCUCGACUUCGACUCAGGUGUGAACACCUCCGCCGCGUGGACCGUCUCGCUCAACGACGGCGAUCCGCGCGCCAGCUUGACCGAACGGUCGCGGAGCAGGAGCCCAGGCAAACCCGCGGGGGAAAAGGCGGAAAAGGAACCCGAUGCGGAUGCGACGGAGAGCGUGGACCACGACUCCCUCGACGACGACGAGCCGCUGCGUCCCGCGCGCGCGCUGUACGCCUUCCACGGCAAGGCAGAGUUCCGCGAGCUUCCCCAGGUAGAUGCUGGGGACGAGCUGGAAGUCGUGCGGGAGGACGUCGGGAAGGGUGGAGGGGCGCGGGAUAUGGUGCAGGGCGGUAGCGAGAUUGGGCUGAUACCGCGCUCUUACUACAUCUUCACGGCGGACUUCAAGCACACCGAGGGACUCGAGGUGCCGCCGGGCCACUUCCGCCAGAGGAGCCGUCGCGAAGCCUCUGGUGGUUCCAUCACACCCCGAGUGAUACCCCAAACCACCGGAGAGUGGUUCCCCAGCUUCAGACGCAGCUUGCUGGGCGGGAAGAGCCUGAACAGGUUUUCAAGCUUCGUCACCAGCGGAGCGGAGGACUUCGUUCUCAAGGGUGCUGCUGAAGAACCCAAUCCAGGACACCAGCUUCGCGACCCCAGUUACGAUGAAGACGACCACCGGCGGGAGAGCGUGCUGGGCACGAUCGCGGAGGCGGAGCAGCACUACGUCGAAGCAGGGCCAUCAUGGAAAACCAAGGUGCCUCCAUUCCGUGUCCUUGUCCACUCCCCGUCCAAGCGGGCCUCCACACUUUCCGGGGCGUAUACCGUGUACACCGUCACUACCGCCUUCGCCGUCAUGGCUCACUCGCGGACCACCUCGGACGACUCAGAUCCGAACUACGACCCAUACGCCGAACCGCCGUCUCCCAUGCGCAUCACCGUACAACGACGCUUCUCUCAUUUCGUCGCGCUACACACUGCGCUCUCGAGGCACCUCCCCGCCAUUGCAUUGCCGCCACUUCCGGAGAAACACCCGGAGGGGGAUCUCGAGCGGUACAUCAACAAGGUCGCGCGGCAUCCGGUCGCCAGGUACGCCGAGAUUUUGACGUUCUUCUUGAGUUGCGAGAGCGACCUGGAGUGGAAGAAACAGUUGCCGUUCUAUCUCUCCUUGCCGACGAAGGGCCCCACCUUCUUUGCAAAUGUAUACCACCCUGCUUUCAACAUCGAUGCGGACGAGGCCGAGGAAGCCAUCAGUCGUUUCGUCAGUCACACCAAGGCGGUUGGAAAGGGUGUACAAGGGCUUCGUAACAUCUUUGGGCAGGUCCGAGAAGCGCGGAUAGAGAUGUCGAAGGCGGAGCGGCUGCUCUCAUGCUCGGUGCUCUCGAUGAUCACGGCGAAGUCCCUCGCGUCAGCGCCAACAACCGGAAUCAACGAAGACGAAGAUGAGGAAGAGGAAGGAGCGGACCACAAUACCACGUCGCAUGGCCAUGUGAACGAAGAGGGCGCAUGGUGUUGGAGGGAGGGAUGCGAGAGCUGUCUGAAGCUCACAAAAGCGAUGCAGAAGACCUCGGAAACACUUCAAAUUGUUGCGGAUCUGUAUGACGACCACGCUCGAAGGACACAGCUUAUGACACACGAAGCGUUCAAGAACGCCGCGCACCCGGCCACGCUGUAUGCGCCGGUCGUAGAUACCCACAGAUCAACGCUAUCUAGAUACCAUGAUUCCAUACAACAAGGACGAGAAGACGAAGAGAUGGCAGCUCGUUGCGAGACUGUGCUAAACACCACCAUGGCCGAGAUGGAUACUUAUCACACCCAGAAGCUGGAAGACUUCCAAGAGCUGACUAAAGAGCACCUUGACGGGGAGAUCGCUUUGUAUGAGCAGAUCCUUGCGCGCCUUCGCACAGCACGGAAAGCGUUCGACGAGCCACAGUACACCGAGCUCGGCAAAGGCCCGCGGCAACCCUCGAUCUACGAACGGGAGCUCGAACAACCUCGGCCGGGCCCACCACCCCUGCCCCAGCCAUGUCCCCACGUCUUCGACUCGGCCCCGAUGCGUCCUGUGAGCGUCGCCAUUCAAGAAGGGGUGGGGAUGCUCCUCGGAAAUCCCGGGCGGGCAAGCGUGUUUGGCAAGUUCUGGUAG